AUGCAAGACCUAUUUGGAUCGGUUCGUCGAUCCUUAGUGUUUAAAUCCACUGCAGGAGGAGGAGGAGAAGAUGGAGGAUUCGGUGGUUUAGUUGAGAAAAUCGGCUCCAGUAUUCGUAAAUCGCGAAUAGGCCUCUUCUCCAAACCUUCAAUACCGUCCUUGCCUCCGCCAACUAAAAAAGAAGAUGGGCCGCCGAUCCGGUGGAGAAGGGGUGAGUUGAUCGGGUGCGGCGCUUUUGGUAGAGUUUAUAUGGGGAUGAAUCUUGAUUCUGGAGAACUUCUCGCUGUUAAACAGGUUUUGAUUGCGGCCAGUAGUGCUUCUAAGGAGAAAACGCAGGCACACAUCAGAGAGCUCGAGGAAGAAGUGAAGCUUCUCAAGAAUCUUUCGCAUUCAAAUAUUGUUAGAUAUUUGGGUACUGCCAGAGAGGAUGAUUCACUGAAUAUUUUGUUGGAAUUUGUACCGGGCGGAUCCAUAUCAUCCCUAUUGGGAAAAUUUGGAUCUUUCCCUGAGUCGGUUAUAAGGAUGUAUACGAAACAGCUGUUAUUGGGACUGGAAUACCUUCACAGUAAUGGUAUUAUGCAUAGAGACAUCAAGGGUGCAAACAUUCUUGUUGAUAACAAGGGUUGCAUUAAACUUGCUGACUUUGGAGCAUCCAAAAAAGUAGUUGAACUGGCUACUAUAAAUGGUGCCAAGUCAAUGAAAGGUACUCCAUAUUGGAUGGCUCCUGAGGUCAUUCUCCAGACUGGGCAUAGCUUUUCUGCUGAUAUAUGGAGCGUUGGCUGUACUGUGAUUGAGAUGGCCACAGGGAAACCUCCAUGGAGCCAACAGUAUCAGGAGGUUGCUGCUCUCUUCCACAUUGGGACAACUAAAUCUCAUCCUCCCAUUCCUGAACACCUGUCUAUUGAGGCAAAGGAUUUCUUGUUAAAAUGUCUGCAGGAAGUACCGAACUUAAGGCCUGUUGCAUCUGAGUUAUUGCAGCAUCCAUUUGUCACUGGUGAAUAUCAGGAACCUCCUUCAGUAUUCCGCAAUUCAGCUAGAGAAUCUGGAAAUCUGAUAGCAGCUACUGGGAUGAAUCUCAAGAACUCCAUGAAUUCUGUGAUUAGAAGGUCAACUUGUGCAGGAUUGAAGGAUGUUUGUGAAAUGGGUAGUUUGAAGUCAUCAACUGUAUAUCCUGAUAGCUUGUCAAGAUCCUACUGGGGUGCAGCCAAUUUUGAUGAUGAUAUGUGUGUGAUAGAUGAUAAAAAUGAUUUUAUGGUUAGUGUAUCAACUAGGUUCAAAUCUACCUUAGCAUCUGCUGAUUUAAAUAAGAGUUUCAACCCUAUGAGUGAACCCACGGAUGACUGGCCAUGCAAGUUUGAUGAAGAUCCAUUGUUUAGGAGAAGUGGAAUUAACUUGUCUUGCAGUCAGUCAAUCCAUGAAAUCGAUAGCCAUGAAGCAUCUGGUAAGGGACAAAAUGAAUUCACAUUUCCAUGUGGGCCAGUGGUACCUGAGGAUGAUGAUGAAGUUACCGAGUCCAAAAUUAGAGCUUUUUUGGAUGAGAAGGCUUGUGAUUUGAAGAAGCUGCAGACGCCUCUAUAUGAAGAGUUCUACAACAGCACUCUGAAUACAAUUGGAGCUCCAACUGCAGUUGGAACAGAAAACAACGAAAAUCCUACACAUUUACCGAGUUUACCUCCUAAAAGCAGGUCACCUAAACGUUUUCCUAGCAGAAGACUAUCUGCUGUUGUUGAUGCUGCCAACAUUGUUAGUCCUGCUUAUCAUACUAGUCAUUUAGCAAACGAGAAUAGCAUCCAUAAUCAAGCUUUGCAGGAAAUUCAGCCAUCUCAGCUAAGUGAGUGGAAAGAGUUUCUUCAUAAUGGCCAGCAGGAAACGCUUACUUCUAGCGCAAGCUUCUCUGAGAGGCAAAGAAAAUGGGAAGAAGAGCUCUAUCAAGAGCUUGAAAGAAGACGAGAGAUGAUGCGCCAGGCAGGUGUGGGAGGGAAGACAUCAUCUCCGAAGGAUCCGAUUCUAAUGCGACAGCGGGAGCGGUUACGAUUUGCAUUCACUGGCAAAUAA
Messenger RNA from Dovyalis caffra, 2055 nucleotides. NCBI's taxonomy places the organism in Eukaryota, Viridiplantae, Streptophyta, Magnoliopsida, Malpighiales, Salicaceae. The record is from the annotation of a GenBank genome assembly.